Molecule: messenger RNA, 1388 nt
Organism: Tyto alba (common barn owl)
Lineage: Eukaryota; Metazoa; Chordata; Aves; Strigiformes; Tytonidae
Product: gap junction gamma-1 protein-like
Biological process (GO): cell communication
Cellular component (GO): connexin complex
Source: RefSeq, a predicted model, not a curated record
CCCCUUUGUUCGGCGGGAGGCGGCGGCGCGCAGCCCCACCGCUUUGUCCGCCGCCGCCGUCGGGAGCCGCUCGUCCCGGCGCGCCGGUUUGAGCCAACUGCCUGGUCAGGAUGAGCUGGAGUUUCCUCACGCGGCUCCUGGAGGAGAUCAACAACCACUCGACCUUUGUGGGCAAGAUCUGGCUGACCGUCCUCAUCGUCUUCCGCAUCGUGCUGACGGCCGUGGGGGGCGAGUCCAUCUACUACGACGAGCAGAGCAAGUUCGUCUGCAACACGCAGCAGCCAGGCUGUGAGAACGUCUGCUACGACGCCUUCGCCCCGCUCUCCCACGUCCGCUUCUGGAUCUUCCAGAUCAUCAUGGUGGCCACACCGUCGGUCCUCUACCUGGGCUUCGCCAUGCACCGCAUCGCCCGCAUGCCCGAGUCCUUGCGGCGCCGGGCACCGGCAGCCCGGCAGGCACGCAUGCCAGUAGUGCGCCGGGGAGCCGGGCGGGACUACGAGGAGGCGGAGGACGAUAAUGAAGAAGACCCCAUGAUCUUUGAGGAGAUCGAGGUGGAGAAGGAGAAGAGCCCGGAGGGCGGGGAGAAGCAUGACGGCCGGCGCCGCAUCAAGCAGGACGGGCUGAUGCGCGCCUACGUCCUGCACUUGCUGUGCCGCUCGCUGCUGGAGACGGCUUUCCUCUUUGGGCAGUACCUGCUGUACCGCUUCGAGGUGAGCCCCUCCUACGUCUGCAGCCGCAGCCCCUGCCCGCACACCGUCGACUGCUUUGUCUCCCGCCCCACCGAGAAGACCAUCUUCCUCCUCGUCAUGUACGCCGUCAGCGGGCUCUGCCUCUUCCUCAACCUCUGCGAGCUCGUGCACCUCGGCGUGGGGCGCAUCCGGGAUGCCCUGAGCCAGCCCGAUGGCCCCCCGCUCCCGGUUGGCGGUAGCCCCGCGCCACAGUACCACAAAGCCCCCAGUGCACCCCCCACCUACCACUCGCUGAAAAAGGAGCUGCCGCGAGCUCCGCUGCCCGAUGGCAAGCUGGACUACCGGGAGAGCCUGGCCCAGGUGGCGGCAGCCGGGUGCUUCGCCCUGGCCGGGCGCGAGCACCUACGCCUGGCCCAGGAGCACCUGGAGGUGGCCUUCCACCUCCAGCCCCCCCCCCCGCGGCCCCCCAGCCCUGCCCGCAGCAGCAGCCCCGAGGCCAACGGCAUCGCCGCCGAGCAGAACCGCCUCAACCUCGCCCGAAAGGGGACCGCUGCCUGCGAGAGGACCACGGCAUCUUCUCCUCACACCUCCCCGUGCCCUCCCGUGCCCACCGCCACCCGCCGCUGCGCCGGCCGGUGCUGUACAUUGUCGGGCCAUGCUGGCGAUGCCGGUAUUGCCCCCCGCGGCGUGGGGGUUUAG